Heterobasidion irregulare TC 32-1 is the source of this 2981-nucleotide messenger RNA. RefSeq lists its product as uncharacterized. Gene Ontology annotation, molecular function: 5'-3' exonuclease activity; flap-structured DNA binding; 5'-flap endonuclease activity. NCBI's taxonomy places the organism in Eukaryota, Fungi, Basidiomycota, Agaricomycetes, Russulales, Bondarzewiaceae. The transcript is spliced from 11 exons. Bases 1 to 2769 code for a protein of 922 amino acids. The record is from RefSeq and is a predicted model, not a curated record. Gene Ontology annotation, biological process: interstrand cross-link repair. Gene Ontology annotation, cellular component: nucleus.
AUGUCUCUAGGCUCACCGUCCACGAGCCUUGCAGGAAGCCUCAUUUUUGAAACUCAGGGGGAUCUUACUGAAGCAAGCCCAACUGGUAGCGCCGACGAGAAUGGCGGCGCAAUGGAAGGCGAAAAAGAUAGGCCGCACUCGAUGUAUGUUAGAUUAUUCGAGGAAAUGCUCCACGAGGUUAUAUUGUAUGAACAUCACCUGUUUACCAGUGAAGAAAUAAGCUGUUUUCAAGCUUACGCGUCUAUGGACUACGACGUUCAAUAUCUCUUUAUCCGAUUGUGUCUGCGAAAGUCGGAUCAAUGGAUGCGUUUAAGCAGUUUUGAUAAUUACCGAUCUGAACUUGGAGAUAACAUAAUUUCUGUCGUGAAGAGUCUUUGCGCAGCGCGGGUAUCCGAUGAAUUUCGGGUCAAGCAGGAGGAGCUAGACUCCACCAACUCUUUGAAUGCUUCAGACAACAUGGAUCCCAACAGGGCACCAGAAGUAAAAUUCAAUCUCUUUGUAGAAGAUCAGGAUCAAGCAACGUUGGUUGAACUUUUGCAAUGUCUUACCGUGGAUGAGCUCGACAAGAUGGCGAAGGACCGCAAGCUGAAAAUUCGAAAGAAGAAGGAUAUCCUCAUCGAUUGUUUGCUCAAGAGUUCCUCCACACAGCCGACUAUCGACAACUUCUUUACCAAGAAGUCAGAUCCCAGUGGCUCCCGACAGCCUUCAGUGUUGGAGCGCCAGGAUCAAAGGCUGCGUGAGAUGGUCUUAAAUCAGUUAGGUGCUUGUGUGCGCGUCAACGCUGAUAUUUUUGCUCUUUUUCGACGCAUCAACUUGGUAUACUUUCGAUGCACACAAUAUACGUCAAGCAUCCUUACUGCAGCUAUCGUUGCCUUUGCACGCAAGCGGCAUUACUUCCCAUACAUCUAUGAGCGCACGUGGGACAUUUGGCCUGACCGCGCUGCACUAUGUGCAUAUGAACGAGUUUUGGAACUGGAGGCUGAGGUGGAUGCAUUGCUCGAGGGAUUCACUCCUUCAGGCACGCGCUCUAGGUCCGUGCUUAGCAGUACGCCUGUUCCAGACCUCCCCAAAAUAGAGCCAAGGGACGAGGACAGGGUUGAAGGGAAUGAAACCGCUCGGAGGCUAGCGGCGAGAGCAGUGGCCAAACUAGUCUUUGAUGGCGGUAUAUAUUCUGAGUGGACGGCUUUAGUGGCUGCAGAAGGGCAUAAGGAGCCAAGGUCUAUGGGGUUGGAGCGCUUUCAUCACGGUCAUGUCUUAACGCGCAUUGUGGUCAAGGGCGCUGAGGCGCUCCACAUUUUACAAGAAUUUAAGCACGAGUUAGACGUAUUGCAGGCGCUCAUCGAUCAACCAAGAUGGCGCCGGGGACGACGGGGCCGAUGGUAUGAUCAGCGCGCAUUGAUUCUCAUGGACAAGUUUCCAAGGGAUGACAUGAAAAUCGCCGAGAUUGCUCUCAAUUCUGUGCUAGACGCGAUCGAUGACCCGGACGUGCAUCUCGUCUACCGACCCAUGCUAGAGCGACGUGUUCUUCGUCUAGAGAAAAUUCUGAAGAUCCCGAUAGACCAACGCCAUACUUCCGAGAAUGAUUUGAAGAAAACAUCAUCGAUAUCCAUAGAGGGCGUGCGGGUGCACAGUCGGCUGGAGGGAAUGCGCCUGGAUUCUAUUGGGCAGGUUGUUGCCAAUUCCUCAAAGACGCCGCUUUCGCAAAGCCAAUUACCCUUCCCUGUGAAGAAACCUCUGUUCACUACUUUUAAGAAAGGUGGAUUAUCAUCCUUAGAAAAGAAAGGAGAUAUAAGAACGGAGGUAAGGACAGACCCUCCUUCCUUCCUGUUGAGGGAGCCUGAUAAAUUCUGUGAGGUUCAGCCAUCGGAGAAGAAGGGGAAAUCGAUUUGGGUUGGAAGGGACGGAGAGCAAGUGAGCGUUGAAAUCCUCGCCUUGCAAUACUACGAGGGUCGCGGCUAUAAAGGGUUUCAUACCGAGGGUCGCAUCCUUACCACCCUCUUCGGCCUCUUGUUCUGGGACGUCUUGUUUGCCCCGGUUCCGGGCGCAUUCGAGACCCCUUACCAGACUGCCCCGUUGGAUAUUGCAGAAGACACAUUCUUCUUUUCUCGUGAAGAGCUCAUUCGCGCGCGAAUCUCCGAGAUCCAACUAGGCAGGGCUCGCGAGAUCUUGGAGGCUGUUGAUGACGAACACAGGGAGAAGGGGACCUGGUGCGUGGGAGUCCGGUGGGACCUAUUCGAAAAGCAGAAUCUGCUGGAGAUUGUAGACUGCUUCGACGGCAAAGCUCUCUCAAUCAUUUGCCGGCUCUUCUGCGAGGAGUACGCUAAGCGUUGCUCAGGGGUUCCGGAUCUGUUUCUAUGGAACCAUGAGCGGAGGGAGUGCAAGUUCGUCGAAGUCAAGGGCCCUGGAGACUCGUUGCAGGAGAACCAGAAGCUCUGGAUCGACGUGCUUCUUGGCGCCAACGUCGCCGUCGAAGUAUGUCGCGUCAGCCCGAUGGGACAGAGCCCUACAAAAGCCAAACGUCGAGGGAGUCCGCGGAAGUCCAAAGCGUCCAAGAAAGCUGCCAAGGUGGAGUCAGAUACGCACACCGAAUCCGUACCAGGCUCCGACGAUGAGGUAGACCAGUUUUUGGACGCCUCGCAGCUCGGAGAGUCGAUAAUGCUCGAGCCGACGACUCCUUCGCCGAUCCAGCCUUCCCAGGGGACUAAGAGACAUUCCGACGACGACGACUACCUGCCUGACCCCAUCAAACGUGCCCGAAGAUCGUUGUAGAUCUGCUGAAGGAUGUACUUCGCCGAGUUGAAAGUGUUGUUCGAUUUGAUCCUCUGCUUUCGUGGAAUUUUUCAUCUAUCUUUAUCUCAUGGUCGUAUAUAUUCAUCAUCGCUUUCAAUCUUUUUCACGGUUUCAGGGAUUCUGCAUGCUAUCUAUGUGUACUCACCCACUGUAUUUAUGGCUACCAGCAAUUCACAGACUAGCACAAACUA